Pocillopora meandrina is the source of this 9945-nucleotide messenger RNA. The record is from the annotation of a GenBank genome assembly. NCBI's taxonomy places the organism in Eukaryota, Metazoa, Cnidaria, Anthozoa, Scleractinia, Pocilloporidae.
GCGGUGUCAAGUACGUGAGCUCCCUUUAGGCUCUUUCUUCCUGUUCCAAAGUUCUCACGCAUGUCGAGUAAAUAUAAGUGGGGUGAAGUCUUUUCUUCAUAACCAAUCCGUUUGGGACGCUAGAAAACCAAUCUUUUAGCCACAUUUUGGGUUUGAAAUGAGGGACCUCCAUCUUUUGUGUAAUUCAAGAUGGCGGCUCACAUGUUGGUUUUUUGUUCGUUUUUUUAGGUGAAAGCCGACGUCGAUCUGAAAAGCUGAAAGUCCCGAGACUUCUAACUUCUAACCACAAACUGCUGACCGCAGUUUCACGUCAGCAGUGAAGACACCAAACGUGGAUCAAACAUCGUGGCCAAUUUUAGGAUUACUAAGAUUUCAGCACAUGUUUUGAGUGCGCCGCACGCGUUUAUGAUGUAGAUAAAAGUGUUUAAAGCUAUGGUGUCAGUUGGAGAUAAUCUGCUGUUUCCCAAAGAAGCAGAUUCCCUUGAAUCUCAGAGUUUUUCUGCAGAUCUGCGUAGACGAAAUACACAUCGAACAACCCCUGCUCUUGUCAACGGUGUAGUUGUAGCUGUAGCACGAAAAUGUGCCUCAACCAGCAACGUUUACUGCAGGGAUAUUGAUGACAACGAAAGAGGCGAAGGAAAACCCUUCCAGCUACGAAAGUCAGGGAACACAUCUUUCUGGACAAAUGAAGAGGUAACAAAUGAAGGGCUCAAAUUUGGAUGUCAGCUGACGUACUAUCAGAGCCUCUUACGAAGAUGCUGUAAGCUGGGUGAGCAAGAUGAAAAACAGUUCAUUUUUGAGAAGAAAACCGAUAAAGAGCAAGUAAGUUUUCACUACUAUGCCAACAGCACAGUUGUCAGUAGAUUUUUUGAGAAACUUACAUUACCCCAGUGUCGUAGCAGGUUUAGAAACACCCCCCCUACGCUGAUUAGGGCCCCCCUUCAAAACUUCCUGUUUUUCAAUUUUCUCUCUACAGGGAGUUUAUUUAGUUUUUUAGUUUUUUGGUUUUUUUUUGUGAAAACUUCACCUUAUUUCAUGUCCAUUGUUGUAAACAAACUGAAUUUUAUCGUAUAUUCGACACAAAUAGGGCAAAGUCAUGAUAAGCAGCAACUACCAUUGUGAAAGCUCUUGAAAUAUGAUAUUCUUCUCUUUUGUUAAACUUAUUGUUAUUGGGAGUAAUGAGACUAUUGAGAACAAGUUAUAGCAAAAUUUUUUAACAACUUUUUUAUUGGCCCAGCACAAGCCUACAGUAACUAUAAGCUAGAUCUGCUUUUUACUCCAGCUUAUGUUCCCUUCCCAUCCCUUGGAGCAAGAGAUGACAGGGGGGAGAAAGCCCUGAGUGGGAAUGAGGGUGUAGAGGUGCCAACAAGGUCUUUUUUAUAUAUAUUCUGUGGUAUUAAAAAGAUUGACUUCUGUUUCCUUUACAGGAUGUGGAUAAAAUACUACUGGACCUCCAAGGUGAUGAAAAUGUUUAUGGAGGACUUGAAGAGGCUCAUGAAUAUUACAACCAAAAGGUAACUAAGUGUACACCGUAGCUUAAGGGAUAUUUGCAAAAAAACUGGUACUAAAAAAAUUGACUUCUGUUUCCUUUACAGAAUAUGGGUAGAUUAAUAAAUGCCCUCUUUAGUAUUGUAAAUACUUCCCUUGAACUUCAUGUGGAACAUAAUAUCUCAAACCAAAGGUAGCUAAGUGUACACUGUAGCAUAAGAGAUAUUUUCAAAUGAAACUGACCCAAACCCCUGUUUUUGUAGCAUCCUAAAGGCAGGAGUCACAGGUGAAGUUUGUAUCACAACUCAUGAGUGGCCAAGUCCUGGAUCUCAGGUCCCAAACAUGAUCAGAACACAACCAUGUACAAAAUGACAGCUUGUAAUUUUCAGUAUAAACAGAAUCAAACAAGUUUACUUUAAAUAGAGAGAUGAAUUGUUAUUGUUUUUCUUAAAUUUAUAAUGAGCAACAAGAGACAAUUUAGAACAAGUUAUAGCAAAAUUUUUUGACAACUUUUAAGUUGGCCCAACCCAACCUAAACCCUAAGCUAUUUCUAAAACAUUGAGUUCUGUUUCCUUUACAGGAUAUGGGUACAUUAAUAACGGCCCUUGUUAGUAGUGCAAGGACUUUCCUUGAUCUUUAUGAGACACAUGAAUAUCUUAAUCCAAAGGUAACUAAGUGUACACUGUAGCUUAAGGAAUAUUUGCAAAUGGAACUGACCCACACACCUGUUUUUGUAGCAUCCCAAAGGCAGGAGUCAUUGUUGAAGUUUGUAUCAUGACUCAUGCGUGGCCAGGUCCUAGAUCUCAGGUCCCAAACACGAUCAGAACACAACCUGUAUAAAAUGGUAGCUUGUAAUUUUCAGAAUAAACAGAAUCAAACAAGUUUACUUUAAAUAGAGAGAUGAAUUGUUAUUGUUUUUCUUAAAUUUAUAAUGAGUAAUUAAUGAGAGACUAUUGAGAACAAGUUGUAACAAAAUUCUUUGACAACUUUUUUAUUGGCCCAACCCAAACAUAAAGUAACUACAAGCUAGAUCUGCCUUUUACUCCAGCUUAUGUUCCCUUCCCAUCCCUUGGAGCAAGAGAUGACAGGAAAGAGAAAGCCCUGAGUGGGAAUGAUGGUGUAGAGGUGCCAACAAGGUCUCGUUUUCAUAGUCUGUAGUGCUAAAUAGAUUGAUUUCUGUUUCCUUAACAGAAACUGUUUGAAGAACUACUGUGCCUCGAAGAUCUUUUUUGUGUUUGUAAUGAACUUUUUGAGUGGGGAUUUGGAAGGUUCGACCCAAAGGUAACUAAGUGUACACUGUAGCUCAAGGGAUAUUUGCAUUAUAAUUUGCAAUUUGUAGCAUCCUAAAGGUAGGAGUCAUGGGUGAAGUUUGUAUCACAACUCAAGAGUGGGCAGGUCCUAGAUCUCAGGUCCCAAACAUGAUCAGAACACAACCAUGUACAAAAUGACAGCUUGUAAUUUUCAGUAUAAACAGAAUCAAACAAGUUUACUUUAAAUAGAGAGAUGAAUUGUUGUUGUUUUCUUAAAUUUAUAAUGAGUAAUUAAUGAGAGACUAUUGAGAACAAGUUACAGCAAAAUUUUUUGACAACUUUUUUAUUGGCCCAACACAAACUUGAAGUAACUGCAAGCUAGAUCUACUUUUUACUCCAGCUUAUGUUCCCUUACCAUCCCCUGGAGCAAGAGAUGACAGGAAAGAGAAAUUCCUGAGUGGAAAUGAUGGUGCAGAGGUGCCAAAAAGGUCUCUUUUUCAUAUUUUGUGGUACUAAAAAGAUUGACUUCUGUUUCCUUUACAGAAUGUGCAUCGAGUACAACAGAUCUUCAAAUGUGUUGUAAAUCGUUAUCUUAUAUUUCUAAAGAAUGAUCUUCAAUAUCUCAACCAAAAGGUAACUAAGUGUAUUUACUGUAGCUUUCGGAAUAUUUGCAAAUGAAACUGACCCACACCCCUGUUUUUGUAGCAUCCUAAAGGCAGUAGUUACGGGUGAAGUGUAUCACAACCCAUGAGUGGUCAGGUCCUAGAUCUCAGGUCCCAAACAUGGUCAGAACACAACCUGUACAAAAUGAUAGCUUGUAAUUUUCAGUGUAAAGAGAAUCAAACAAGUUUACUUUAAAUAAAGAGAUGAAUUGUUGUUGUUUUUCUUAAAUUUAUAAUGAGUAAUGAGAGACUUUUGAGAACAAGUUAAAGAAAAGGUUUUUGACAACUUUUUUAUUGGCCCAACACAAACUUGAAGUAACUACAAGCUAGAUCCACUUUUUACUCCAGCUUAUGUUCCCCUUCCCAUCCCCUGGAGUAAGAGAUGACAGGAAAGAGAAAGUCCUGAGUGGAAAUGAUGGUGCAGAGGUGCCAAUAAGGUCUCUUUUUCAUAUUCUGUGGUACUAAAAAGAUUGACAUCUGUUUCCUUAACAGGAUGUGCUUGAAAUACAUCUGGGCUUCAAAAAUCUUUUUAGGGCUUAUAGUAAACUUCUUAAGAAGGCACUUGAAUGUUUCAACCAAGAGGUAACUAGAUGUAUGUUGUAGCUUAAGGGAUAUCUGCAAAUGAAACUGACCCACAACCAUGUUUUUGUAGCAUCCCAAAGGCAGGAGUCACAGAUGAAGUCAGGUGAAGUUUUUAUCACGACUCUUGAGUGGCCAGGCCCUAGAUCUAAGGUCCCAAACAUGGUCAGAGCACAACCUCUACAAAAUGGUAGCUUGUAAUUUUCAGUAUGAACAGAAUCAAUCAAGUUUACUUAAAUUAGAGAGAUGAAUUUUGGUUGUUUUUCUUAAAUUUAUAAUGAGUAGAGAGAGACAAUUGAGAACAAGUUGUAGCAAAAUCUUUUGACAACUUUUUUAUUGGCCUAACCCAAACUUGCUGUAACUACAAGCUAGAUCUGCUUUUUACUCCAGCUUAUGUUCCCCUUCCCAUCCCCUUGAGCAAGAGAUGACAGGAAGGAAAAAGCCCUGAGUGGGAAUGAGGGUGUAGAGGUGCCAACAAGGUCUCUUUUUCAUAUUCUGUAGUACUAAAAAGAUUGACAUCUGUUUCCUUAACAGGAUGUGGUUGAACUACAACUGGGCUUUAUAUAUCUUUUAAGUGCUUAUCGUGAACUUUUUAAGAAGACAUUUGAAUGUUGCAACCGAAAGGUAACUAAGUGUACUCUGUAGCUUCAGGGACAUUGCAAUGAAACUGACCCACACCCCUGUUUUCGUAGCUUCCCAAAGGUAGGAGUCACAGGUGAAGUAAGGUGAAUUUUUUAUCACAACUUUUGGGUGGCCAGGUUUUAGAUCUAAGGUCCCAAACAUGGUCCGAACACAAUUAACCUCUACAAAAUAGUAGCUUGUAAUUUUCAGUAUAAACAGAAUCAAACAAGUUUACUUUAAAUAGAGAGAUGAAUUGUUAUUGUUUUUCUUAAAUUUAUAAUGAGUUAUGAGAGACUAUUGAGAACAAGUUACAGCAGAAUCUUUUGACAACUUUUUUAUUGGCCUAACCCGAACUCGCUGUAACUACAAGCUAGAUCUGCUUUUUACUCCAGCUUAUGUUCCCUUCCCAUCCCUUGGAGCAAGAGAUGACAGGGAGGAGAAAGCCCUGAGAGGGAAUGAGGGUGUAGAGGUGCCAACAAGGUCUUUUUUAUAUAUAUUCUGUGGUAUUAAAAAGAUUGACUUCUGUUUCCUUUACAGGAUGUGGAUAAAAUACUACUGGACCUCCAAGGUGAUGAAAUUGUUUAUGUAGGACUUGAAGAGGCUCAUGAAUAUUACAACCAAAAGGUAACUAAGUGUACACUGUAGCUUAAGGGAUAUUUGCAAAGAAACUGGUACUAAAAAAUUGACUUCUGUUUCCUUUACAGGAUAUGGGUAGAUUAAUAAAUGCCCUCUUUAGUAUUGUAAAUACUUCCCUUGAACUUCAUGUGGAACAUAAAUAUCUCAAACCAAAGGUAGCUAAGUGUACACUGUAGCAUAAGAGAUAUUUUCAAAUGAAACUGACCCAAACCCCUGUUUUUGUAGCAUCCUAAAGGCAGGAGUCACAGGUGAAGUUUGUAUCACAACUCAUGAGUGGCCAAGUCCUGGAUCUCAGGUCCCAAACAUGAUCAGAACACAACCAUGUACAAAAUGACAGCUUGUAAUUUUCAGUAUAAACAGAAUCAAACAAGUUUACUUUAAAUAGAGAGAUGAAUUGUUAUUGUUUUUCUUAAAUUUAUAAUGAGUAACACGAGACAAUUUAGAACAAGUUAUAGCAAAAUUUUUUGACAACUUUUUUAUUGGCCUAACCCAAACUUGUUGUAACUACAAGCUAGAUCUGCUUUUUACUCCAGCUUAUGUUCCCCUUCCCAUCCCCUUGAGCAAGAGAUGACAGGAAUGAGAAAGCCCUGAGUGGGAAUGAGGGUGUAGAGGUGCCAACAAGGUCUCUUUUUCAUAUUCUGUAGUACUAAAAAGAUUCUGUUUCCUUUACAGGAUGUGGAUAAAACACCACCAGACUUCCAAGAUGAUGAAAGUGUUUAUGGAGGACUUAGAGAGGCUCAUGAAUAUCACAACCCAAAGGUAACUAAGUGUAUUUACUGUAGCUUUCGGGAUAUUUGCAAAUGAAACUGACCCACACCCCUGUUUUUGUAGCAUCCUAAAGGCAGUAGUUACAGGUGAAGUUUGUAUCAUGACUCAUGAGUGGCCAGGUCCUAGAUCCCAGGUCCCAAACAUGAUCAGAACACAACCUGUCCUUAAUGAUAGCUUGUAAUUAUUUUUCAGUAUAAUCAGAAUCAAACAAGUUUACUUUAAAUAUAGAGAUGAAUUGUUACUGUUAUUGUUUUUUGACAACUUUUUUAUUAGUCCAACCCAAACUUUCAUGAACUAUAAGCUAGAUCCACUUUUUUACUCCAGCUUAUGUUCCCCUUCCCAUUCAUUGGGGCAAGAGAUGACAGGAAGGAGAAAGCCCUGAGUGGGAAUGAUGAUGUAGAGGUGCCAACAAAGUCUCUUUUUCAUAUUCUGUAGUACUAAAAAGAUUGACUUCUCUUUCCUUUACAGGAUAUUGAUAAAACACCACUGGACCCCCUAGAUGAUGAAAAUGUUCAUGAAGUACUUCGAGAGGCACAGGGAUAUGUCAACUCAGAGGUAACUAAUUGUACACUGUAGCUUAAGGGAUAUUUGCAAAUGAAACUGACCCACACCCAUGUUUUUGUAGCAUAAAGUUAUUAGCAGUACUGCUUCUCUUUCUGGAUAGGAUAACAGUUCAUUGUAAUUUACUCUCCAGCAUUGCCAUCAUUUCACAGACAUGUUGAUAUGAUGUUAAAUCCUGACCACAGAAAGACAGUGUCAAAGGUUUUUCAAUCUUGGUGUUCAUUGCAGUUUGCGGAUUUUCCUUUUUUUUUACUGUUUGGGUUUCAGUUUUCAUCAAAAAUGCUAGUGGAUUUUCUGCUUUGGUAUUCCAUAUGGUUUUCAGUUUUUUCUAUUUGGGUUCCAGUUUCUCGUCACUCUGAGCAACAAUUAUGUGCCUCCAUUGGUUUUGAAUAGCCAUGUAACCUCUUUUUGCUCCACUUGUUACCACUGCAUCAGAUCGAUUAGGAUUUUGAUAACUGGGAUCUGAAAACUUAUCGUUUUUGACAGUUUUGAAUGCAGUAUUCAGUUUUAAUCAAUUUUUUUGGGGGGUUUGCAAUUUUGGAUGAUUUUUUUUCCAACAGUUUUGUGGUUUCCCCCUCUGGAAGUGAAGUAUCUUGGUGCCCAGGACCUUGCUAAGUAAGGAUUGAGCAUGCUAUAGGUAUACCCCACCAGAUGCAGUCAGUAUAUCUUUAAUUGCACUUCUUUUCAAUUUGUUUUCCUUUCUCAUUCAAAGUUUCCCAGAUUACCAGCCCACUCAGCAUGUACCAGCAUUUUCUUUAUUGGAAUAAGGGCUGGUACGAUCAAUAAUGAAAGAAUCACUCUGGAGACAAUGAGUGGAGAACGGUUAGAUAUGCCGCUGAACUGUAGAGAAAGCCUGGUAUUAUCCACAGGACCAGUUCAUUUGCAACUUAAGAGGCCAUGGGAUGUAGCUGAUGAUGUUGUACGUGGUGUGGCAGUUGUUAAGUAUGAAGCCGGGAAAGCUACUUGUGAGGGCCUGAUUUUAAGUAAGUGAUCAGAGUUAUGCAUAGAUGUUAUAAGGCCUACUGCAUGAUACAAACAAUAGAGCUGCUGAAAAUUUUAUUUGCCAAUAUCUGUCAUGUCAGAUAUUAGCAAUUUUAUUUGCCAAUUGUGGCAAUUGGUGAUAAUUGCAAUCCCCACACUGGACACACCUGGUGAUUUUCCCUGAUUGCUAAUCAAUUGAUCUAAGUUAUUGAGUUAUGUAAUACAUAUGCAAGCCAUAGAGAGGCAAACUAUGUAUGGCCAACGAUAAGAUCAUUACAAUAACUUUUUUUUAUAUACACAACCAAGUAUGUUGUGAAAAUAAAACUUCAGAAACUGGGAAGAAGAUCUUGAACUGAAGUCUAACUUAUGAUUAGUGUGCAAAGACCUAGUCAGCACUGAAAUAAAUUUCCAGCAUUUCAGUAAUUUAGGUUGUGAGAUGAACAACCUGUACCUUUAAAUUUAAAAGUAAUUAACCAAAUGAAGUUUAAGUUAUUGAAUGUUUAUAUUCUUGAGAUUGAGAACCAAUGUCCAAAUGAGGGAAGUUACUGUUUUAGAUUUUUCUUAGUUCCCAUCAAAUGUUUUCAAACAGGUUCAUAUGUUACUAUCCUGAAAAGAAAUUACUGGCCACAUAGUUACCUUUGCUAAAGUAUGCUACAGUAACUGUUUCACAUUGCAAUUUUUAUAUUUGAUGGGAUAAAUUCACCAAAAAACUUACUAAAUCUGCACCAAAAAAUGAGGAAAUUAAUUUUGUGACCAUGUUACAGACUUCGAUUUUCUUUAUCUCCAAGAUACACCAUGAGCUGCAACUUUAGUCUGUUCUGUCAGUGUUAAUUUGCAUUCUUCGCUUUUGUCUUUGGAUUUGGCAAUUUUGCCCUGUAUUAGGUAACUACCUCAUUAUUAGCAGAUUACAUUACAGUAAGCAGGGCUUUCAAAAUGUUUUGAAUUAGGCAUCAGAUGGCAAAAGUAGGUAACUGUGAAAAGUUCAUUAAGGGUUAGAAGGUAAUUGUUUUGACCAGAGUAACUGGGGACAUGAUUUAAAGUAGCUGGUGGAACUCUGGUGGUCACUAGCUUGUUUUAAAAUCUCAGAAUAAGCCUAAACCUCAGGACAUUUUGAGAAAACUAGCUUCCUAAUCUACCCUGCAGUAAACAUUGCAUUUUUCUACUGUUUUCAGGAUAUAAACCCUUAGUCAUAUCAAGGGAUGAAGAACCAGUUGAAAUGAAGAAUGCAUUUGGUGAAGUGAUUCCAGUUCGAGGAGUCAGAAAGGUCCUGUUUGACACUGGCAAUGAAGCAGGCACUGGCAUAUCCAGAGAGCUUCUGUUGAAGUUAAACCUGCAAUCUGAUCCCAGCAAAAAAAAGAAAGUUAAAUUAAUAGAAGAGUCAUGUGAGUUUGAAACCGCAGAUAUUGAGCUCAUAGUUCGAGGACACCAUCUUAGUGCUAAUGGAUUGGUUGAUGCCGUGAAUGAGAAUACUAAUCUUCUUGUGGGAAUGGAUGUCAUUCAGCAGCUGUAUGAUCGAGGGUAUACUAUUGGUAACUAACUUAUGGUAUAUUUUAAGAAUUUCUAAAAUGAUGAAUGUCCUUUGCAGAAAACUUCCAGUCAAUAUGAAGGUUGUUUACAGAUGCACAUGUGUACCAGAUCAUUUUGCUGAACAUGGGUUUUUUCAUUUUUUUUUUUGUAAGGUCUAUUUUUGUCUUUAUGUGACCAUUUGAUAGAAUUCUGAAGCCAUUCUUCAUGUUAGAAAACACGAAACACAUUGCAUUAUGCAGGCUUACCAAUGAAUAAAGCUUCCACAUUUUCUCCUGGACAGUCAGAAUGCAAUAUAUAGCUUACAUUUAUAAUUACUUUUAGUAAUAAUAUCUUAAGGUUGUCUUUUUAACCUGGGUAGUUCUCCAAGUUCUUGGUAAUGGAUUAUUUACAAAGGCCACAAGGUGACCUUUUUCUAUACUGUUUUGGGUUUUGCCCUAUUUUGAAAUCUAGCACUCCUGCUAUAAUCACCUUGUGCUAGGUUAACAUUGCUUCUCUUCAAUCACCAGCAAUUAUACCUACAUAAUACAUGACAAAUAUAGUAGCUCAGGUAUGCCUUGAAAGUCAAUAUGAUGUAGUGCAUUGAGAAUUUUAGAACAUCUGUUUAUUAUUUUAAAUAUAAUUAAUUAGCUAACGUCUUCAUACUGAACAGUAGUGAUGUUGAUUUAGAGUUUACAUAUUGUACAAUGUUUGCCAUCACACUGAUGUAAAAUGUGUAGAAAAUGGAAUCAAAUUCCAAGAAUUGCAAAUAAAUUAUGUUCUUAUGAUAGUUAUAGUUUUAAAAUAAAGCUUUUGAAGCUCUGUUGUUGAGAGUUUGAAUCAAACAGCCAUAAUUCCUGGCCAAUAAAACCUAAUCAGUGAUGGGUUUUGGGAAC